UGGCUAGCACUGCAUUUUUUGCCUCCGCGCCAGGCUUCGGUCAGCCCCACCGUGCUGGACCGCGGGAAUUCGGCGGCAAUGCCGCUGGCUGGCGAAGCCGGUCGCAGCGCAAGCGCAGGCCCGAGGACGGCGCGCCAAGCUCUCCGUGGAAGCGGCGUGGUCCUGCCGCCAAUCCGUGCGGGUGCUCGCCGCCGGCCCGCCAGGCCACGGCCGAGGGCCACCCAGCAGCAACCUCAACUACACCCCAGAGUGCCGCGCCGGAGCAGGUCCCCAGGCCCAGGGCCACCGAGGACCUCGACAUCGUGACUGUGACCUUGCAGAAGGACGAGGGGUCCGUGCUGGGCAUUGACGUGGGGAACGUCGGCGGCGAUUACUGUGGCGCAGUGGUUCUGACGAUGUCGGGUAAAGGCUUGGUGGCUGAUUGGAACAGUCAGAACCCUACGAAGCAGGUCUGCGUGGGGCACAUCAUCAUCGAGGCCAACGGCGUCCGCGGCUACUGGGAGCUGCUGGACGAGCUCACCAAGCCAGGCAGACACACCGUCCGCAUCCUUCGCGCCCUGCCCCACGAAAACUGGCAGCACCUGAUCUCCUGCCUGGCCCAGGCGUUUCAGCGUGACGGAGCGUCCGAUGUUCUGGGGCUGCCGCUGCUCGCGUGCGUGAUGGUCGACUCCACCUGCGAGAACACUUCCUUGCAGGUCCAGGACUUCACGUGCCUGCCCAGCGUCCUGGCCUGCGACGUCGACGUGGACCAGUGCUGCAUCUGCCUGGAGCGGCUGAAGCCAACAGCCCGGCUGGUUCAGCCGAUGGGCCCAUGGGGGCACCGCGGCGGACAUCUGCGCCGCGCGCUGGCUGUCGCAGAACGACCGCCACACCUGCCCGCUCUGCAUACGACCCGUUUUCGAGUCCAGCGGAGCCGACUAGCUCGCAGCCAGGGCCCACCGCCACUACCACAGAGCGGUGGUGGAGAAUCUGUCCGAGGGGAAGCGCGACACAGGCAGAACAUGCUGAAGGACCGCGCGGGUUUGCUGGAUCCGCGCUCUGCGCUGGACCCCCUCUGGGUGCGCCGGGGGGGGGGGGGGGGGCGGGGCGCUCUGCCCAGACCCAAGAGACUCGCGCGGGCCUCCGAGCGUUUCUGCUUCUGCUGUGUUCUCUUCCAGCUCCUGUCGUCGUGCCGCCGCACGGGGGCAGCGUUGCCCGCCUCGUGCCCGGCCUCAGCCCCGUCGGGGCUGUGCCGCCGCGCUGUGUGUUAGUCUCAUGGCUUCCUCUUUUUGUUCUCUCUCUAUCUCUCUCUUUAUCACAGGGGUAUUCUGCUCCCUGCCCCCCCCCCCCCCCUCCCUGUCUUCCUGCGCCUCCUCGUCUUGAACCUUUUGUCUUCCCUCGCGCUCUUGGCAGCUGGAUAGCUGCCUCGAGGGAGGGGGCCAUGGAGUACUCAGCUGUACCUGCCUUGAACCAGCACGCCGUUCAUUCUCCUCUCCCUUACGUUGCGUAUCCGGGGGACGGGCUCUGCGCGGAUCCGGCGCAGAUUUGACAUGAAUGUGUAUAGUUUCGACGCGGAUUAUUUCGCGACGUGGCAGACAAGGCCCCGGAUAUGCAACGUAUGUUUUCUCUUUUGCUCCGCUCGCCUGAUCAGGCCCCGCUCCGCCUCCCCGGCGUUCUUUGCUAAGCGGGGGGGGGUCGCCUCCUCCGCCGACAACGCUGGGCCGACUUCAGGGGGGUACCUUUCCCACGCUUAUCAUCGAACGCAGGAACUCAAGACUCCUUACGGGACGCGCGAAUCUCGAUCUUCUUGUUUAGUGUCUGCCACGACGGGCGUCUCCAUCAUGCCGUGCUUCGCCGACGGCCGUGGAACGCCUGACCUGGCAACGGCAUCGGGUAAUACGUUUCCGUUUUUUAGUGCUGCCCGGCAGUCACAUUAAGAAAAUGUGUCAUGCCAGGUUUUACCAACAAUAUUCUCGGCCUCGUGUAUGGCGGGGGGGGU
Messenger RNA from Prorocentrum cordatum, 1978 nucleotides. NCBI's taxonomy places the organism in Eukaryota, Dinophyceae, Prorocentrales, Prorocentraceae. The record is from the annotation of a GenBank genome assembly.